UCCUGUACAGGAUAUUGCAGCAUGAAGAAGGAGCAAGUUGUCAACUGUCAGUUUUCGGUUUGGUAUCCGAUAUUUAAGAAACAUACGAUUAAAAGUCUGAUUCUUCCACUGCCUCAGAAUGUAAUAGACUAUUUACUGGACGAUGGGACACUGGUAGUCUCUGGGAGUGACCACAACACACAGCAGACACAAACUAACAACAGCGACUCAGAUGCAGAGGAAGACAUUCAGUGGUCAGACGAUGAAACAACUACAACAGUCACUGCUCCUGAGUUUCCAGAGUUCACCUCUAAAGUGCUGGAGGCCAUAAACAGCCUGGGUGGGCGUGUAUUCCCUAAACUCAAUUGGAGCGCACCGCGGGAUGCGAACUGGAUUGCUCUGAACAGCUCCCUGCAGUGUCGCAGCCUCAGUGAUAUAUUUCUGCUCUUCAAAAGUUCCGACUUCAUCACGCAUGACCUCACGCAGCCAUUCCUUCAAUGCAGCGACCAGGACUCCCCAGACCCAGUCAUCAACUAUGAGCUGGUACUGAGGAAGUGGAGUGAGCUGAUUCCUGGCGGCGAGUUUCGCUGCUUUGUCAAAGAAAACAAACUGAUCGCUAUCUCCCAGAGAGACUACACGCAGUAUUACCAGCACAUCCUGAAGCAGGAGGAGCAGAUAAGCCAGGCCAUUCAGGACUUCUUCAGCCAGCACAUCCAGUACAACUUCCUGGAUGAAGACUUUGUGUUUGAUGUUUACAGAGACAGCCAGGGGAGGGUGUGGCUCAUCGACCUGAACCCAUUUGGAGAGGUGACUGACUCGCUGCUGUUCACCUGGGGCGAGCUGACGUCUGGAGAGGUCGCAGAGCAGCAGGAAGGCCCGGCGUUCCGCUACACAACCAGCGAGGUGACGGUGCAACCCAGCCCCUGUCUGAGCUACAGAAUUCCACGGGACUUUGUCGACCUCUCUACAGGAGAGGAUGCAUACAAACUCAUCGACUUCCUCAAGCUGAAGAAAAGCCAACAGGAAGAGUCUGAGGAGGAGGAGGAAGAGCAGGAGAACGCGCCACAGUGACAUCAGCGUCAUCGGCUCUCCAUAUAAAAUCUGCAUGAAGUGACUCUUCACCCUCUCUUCUGUUUCAGCACCAGUUCCUUCUACUUUUUUUUUUUUUUUAAUCUCAGAAUGGUACGCGGUGUACCCGGGAUUUCCUAAAUAGCUCCUUCACAUUAGUCGAAUGGAGCAUGUUAAAUUAGCAGAUCGUGUUACCCGUUCCUUAGGGACUCAUUUUCCUUCGACACUGCCUAGCGCCUUAUUGCCGAUCUUAAUAGAGGCCUCUGCCGUGUCCAGGAGUUGGUUAUUUCACUUUUUGUGGGGGCAGGGACUGUGUUACUGUAAAAUGAUGUAUUCAUUAACAAUGUAAAGAAUGUUUGCUUUUAUACUUUGAGCCUGUGCAGUAGUCUGUGUAUCUGUAUCACAUCUCAAAAACAGUCUCUCUUGGUUUGAAAUCAAUCUGAUCUCCACACACACACACACACACACACACACACACACACACACACACACACACACACACACACACACACACACACACACACACACACAAGUGUCAGUUUGUUUCUUUACCUAUGGGGCUGACAGACUUCUCUAUUUAACACUAAAGCCCUUCAUCACUGAGUCACCUUUAAUUUUCUUGCCAGAAAUCCCAGCUCCUCCGUCUUUCCCUGCCAAUUUCCUCUGAGCAGUUUUGACACAGUCAUUGCUCCCGGUGCUCAUUUGGAGUCCUGUUAUUUCUUUUUUUUCUCCCCUCAUCACGCAUCAAUGUAGACUGUUGCUCCAAAGAACACCAUUAAACUUCUUUGUCGUGUAUUGA
This is a messenger RNA of Pelmatolapia mariae (spotted tilapia), 1846 nucleotides long. It is a transcript of the gene cdc123, whose product is annotated as cell division cycle 123 homolog (S. cerevisiae). The record is from RefSeq and is a predicted model, not a curated record. The transcript has 13 exons. Bases 22 to 1050 code for a protein of 342 amino acids. Gene Ontology annotation, cellular component: cytoplasm. NCBI's taxonomy places the organism in Eukaryota, Metazoa, Chordata, Actinopteri, Cichliformes, Cichlidae.